CACCGUAUUUGCGAGUCCAUCUGAUUUAGAUCAAGAGGACUUUCCAAUGGAGAACCUCCCCUCACCUGCUCCUGUGUCUGCUCCAGUCCCUGAGGAGCCUCGGGUUGCGGCCCUCCCCUCACCUGCUCCUGUGUCUCCUCCAGUCCCUGAGGAGCCUUGGGUUGCGGCCCUCCCCUCACCUGCUUCUGUGUCUGCUCCAGUCCCUGAGGAGCCUCGGGUUGUGGCCCUCCCCUCACCUGCUCCUGUGUCUGCUCCAGUGCCUGAGGAGCCUCGGGUUGCGGCCCUCCCCUCACCUGCUCCUGUGUCUGCUCCAGUCCCUGAGGAGCCUCGGGUUGCGGCCCUCCCCUCACCUGCUCCUGUGUCUGCUCCAGUCCCUGAGGAGCCUCAGGUUGCGGCCCUCCCCUCACCUGCUCCUGUGUCUGCUCCAGUCCCUGAGGAGCCUCGGGUUGCGACAUCCGAGGAGACAUCAUCUCUGAAGCCACCAUCAGCUCCUCCAAAUGCUUUUCCAACUAAGAAUGAUCUCUGGUACACAGUUCCAAAGCUUCAAUUAGGGGAAGAGCGGGAUGUGGAUGUUAGGCCGAAGUGGGCCAGACUGGCAGGAUGUGGGAGUGAAAAUCAGUUUCCCACCGUAUUUGCGAGUCCAUCUGAUUUAGAUCAAGAGGACUUUCAAAUGGAGAACCCCCCCUCACCUGCUCCUGUGUCUGCUCCAGUCCUUGAGGAGCCUCGGGUUGCGGCCCUCCCCUCACCUGCUCCUGUGUCUGCUCCAGUCCCUGAGGAGCCUCGGGUUGCGGCCCUCCCCUCACCUGCUCCUGUGUCUGCUCCAGUCCCUGAGGAGCCUCGGGUUGCGGCCCUCCCCUCACCUGCUCCUGUGUCUGCUCCAGUCCCUGAGGAGCCUCGGGUUGCGGCCCUCCUCUCACCUGCUUCUGUGUCUGCUCCAGUCCCUGAGGAGCCUCGGGUUGGGGCCCUCUCCUCACCUGCUCCUGUGUCUGCUCCAGUCCCUGAGGAGCCUCGGGUUGCGGCCCUCUCCUCACCUGCUCCUGUGUCUGCUCCAGUCCCUGAGGAGCCUCGGGUUGCGGCCCUCCCCUCACCUGCUCCUGUGUCUGCUCCAGUCCCUGAGGAGCCUCGGGUUGCGGCCCUCCCCUCACCUGCUCCUGUGUCUGCUCCAGUCCCUGAGGAGCCUCGGGUUGCGGCCCUCCCCUCACCUGCUCCUGUGUCUGCCCCAGUCCCUGAGGAGCCUCGGGUUGCGGCCGUCCCCUCACCUGCUCCUGUGUCUGCUCCAGUCCCUGAAGAGCCUCGGGUUGCGGCCCUCCCCUCACCUGCUCCUGUGUCUGCUCCAGUCCCUGAAGAGCCUCGGGUUGCGGCCCUCCCCUCACCUGCUCCUGUGUCUGCCCCAGUCCCUGAGGAGCCUCCGGUUGCGGCCCUCCCCUCACCUGCUCCUGUGUCUGCUCCAGUCCCUGAGGAGCCUCGGGUUGCGGCCCUCCCCUCAACUGCUCCUGCGUCUGCUCCAGUCCCUGAGGAGCCUCGGGUUGCGACAUCCGAGGAGACAUCAUCUCUGAAGCUGCCAUCAGCUCCUCCAAACGCUUUUCCAACUAAGAAUGAUCUCUGGUACACAGUUCCAAAGCUUCAAUUAGGGGAAGAGCGGGAUGUGGAUGUUAGGCCGAAGUGGGCCAGACUGGCAGGAUGUGGGAGUGAAAAUCAGUUUCCCACCGUAUUUGCGAGUCCAUCUGAUUUAGAUCAAGAGGACUUUCAAAUGGAGAACCCCCCCUCACCUGCUCCUGUGUCUGCUCCAGUCCCUGAGGAGCCUCGGGUUGCGGCCCUCCCCUCACCUGCUCCUGUGUCUGCUCCAGUCCCUGAGGAGCCUCGGGUUGCGGCCCUCCCCUCACCUGCUCCUGUGUCUGCUCCAGUCCCUGAGGAGCCUCGGGUUGCGGCCCUCCCCUCACCUGCUCCUGUGUCUGCUCCAGUCCCUGAGGAGCCUCGUGUUGCGGCCCUCCCCUCACCUGCUCCUGUGUCUGCUCCAGUCCCUGAAGAGCCUCGGGUUGGGGCCCUCUCCUCACCUGCUCCUGUGUCUGCUCCAGUCCCUGAGGAGCCUCGGGUUGCGGCCCUCUCCUCACCUGCUCCUGUGUCUGCUCCAGUCCCUGAGGAGCCUCGGGUUGCGGCCCUCCCCUCACCUGCUCCUGUGUCUGCUCCAGUCCCUGAGGAGCCUCGGGUUGCGGCCCUCCCCUCACCUGCUUCUGUGUCUGCUCCAGUCCCUGAGGAGCCUCGGGUUGCGGCCCUCCCCUCACCUGCUCCUGUGUCUGCUCCAGUCCCUGAGGAGCCUCGGGUUGCGGCCCUCCCCUCACCUGCUCCUGUGUCUGCUCCAGUCCCUGAGGAGCCUCGGGUUGGGGCCCUCUCCUCACCUGCUCCUGUGUCUGCUCCAGUCCCUGAGGAGCCUCGGGUUGCGGCCCUCUCCUCACCUGCUCCUGUGUCUGCUCCAGUCCCUGAGGAGCCUCGGGUUGCGGCCCUCCCCUCACUUGCUCCUGUGUCUGCUCCAGUCCCUGAGGAGCCUCGGGUUGCGGCCCUCCCCUCACCUGCUCCUGUGUCUGCCCCAGUCCCUGAGGAGCCUCGGGUUGCGGCCCUACCCUCAACUGCUCCUGCGUCUGCUCCAGUCCCUGAGGAGCCUCGGGUUGCGACAUCCGAGGAGACAUCAUCUCUGAAGCUGCCAUCAGCUCCUCCAAACGGUAAGACUUAAUUUUUGUACAAAUGUGGAAAAUUAUACUAAAGUAUAAUCUUAUGUUGUUAUGAAUUGGUACUUUAACAAACCUGUCAGUGUUUUUUUAUUUCA
Molecule: messenger RNA, 2821 nt
Organism: Misgurnus anguillicaudatus (oriental weatherfish)
Lineage: Eukaryota; Metazoa; Chordata; Actinopteri; Cypriniformes; Cobitidae
Source: RefSeq, a predicted model, not a curated record